GACCCGCUUUUUACGUCAUCUCUAAUGCGCGUGCCCGUGGCCGAAUGUGCGCGAGUCUCUACCCGCCGGUUCCUGCGAGCUUCUGUUCAUAUCCGGACGAGCUAACCGGUUCGGUUCGGCUUGUGUCGUUCAGUAAGAUUAGCCAGGAGACGGGAGAUAUCGGGACCGUCGGGUACACGAACAGCAGCGUCGCGGCAUCAUGAGAAAGCGAAGAGAAAGUUGCCGUUAGGGAGUUAGCCGUGUUGCUAGCUGUAUGUUCCUGUGUUUCAGGGAAGCACCGCCUUCGCGUCAUCAUCAGCGCGCGAGGCUUUGGGUUCCGCACAGCGAGUAGGGCCGUGUUGGAUUUAUUUACACAUAAUGGCGACUGGGGUGUUCGGACGAUUCGUCUGCCUUUGUAGAUACCUGCAGGAUCCUUGCCAUGUGGCCAGGUUUCAGCAGCUGUGCGGGGUCAGGGGGACGUUUUCCCGCAGAUCAGCUGCCCCGGGGAAGGAGCGCGAGCGGGACGUGUCUCCUAACGGUGCGUGCGUGGAGCGCGUGAAUCGGGAACGGGACUCUGACGGCGUGCACGCGAACCACGAGCCUUCUGCGAGCAGCCCUGAACACUUGGACGCAAAAGGCAGAGUGAAGCCUCUCCGUAAGAACUCCCUGACUGAUGAUGUUGGCCAAGAGUUCAUCAUCGAGAACAAGUUUCUCUUCUACCUGUUCACCAUGGGCACCGAGCUGGGCAACGAGAUGUUCUUCAUCGUCUUCUUCCCAUUCCUGAUGUGGAACGUGGACGCAUAUGUGAGCCGGCAAGUGAUCGUGGUGUGGGUCUGGGUGCUGUUCUUCGGUCAGACCACCAAAGACCUGGUGAGGUGGACGCGACCUGCGUCUCCACCCGUGGUCAAAGUGGAGGUCUUCUACAACUUCGAGUACAGCAUGCCGUCUGUACACGCCAUGACCGGAGCAUCUGUCCCUUUCUGCCUCUUCCUGCUCACUUAUAACCGCUGGGAGUACCCUUUCUUGUUUGGACUGAGCGUGGCCAUAUGCUGGAGUUUCCUGGUAUGCAUAAGCCGAAUCUACAUGGGAAUGCAUUCUGUCUUGGAGGUGAUCACAGGCUUCCUGUACAGCUUGCUGAUACUGGCUGGCUUUCUCCCCGUGUUGGACGACAUCGAUGCAUUCUACUUAUCAAGCAGUGCGGCUCCUGCGCUAAUUCUGCUGCUACAUGUGGGUCUGGCCAUCCUCGCCUUCUCUCUGGAUUCGUGGAGUACGUCCCGGGGUGACACUGCCCAGGCUUUAGCUACAGGUGCAGGAGGUGCGCUGGCAAGCCACCUCAACCAGCAGCUGAAUCUGCAGCCUGACCCGGCUGCCUCCUUGCUUCCCCUGAAGAUGCCCUCCAUCACCAGCGCACUUCUGGGACGCACUCUCCUGCGUUUGCUGAUCGGAGUGGCGGUCCUGCUGGCUGUGCGUGCGAUCAUGAAGGCCAUCGCCAUUCCACUAGCCUGCAAUUUAUUCAGGGUACCCUCUGACGAUGUACGCAAGGCGCGUCAGAACCCUCGAGUCGAAAUUACUUACCGAUUCGUUGUUUACGGAACGGUGGCCUUUUGCUGCGUCUUCCUUGUGCCGCUAUUCUUCCUCUGUCUGAACUUGUCGUGAAGAAACUAUUGUGCAUCUGUCUUAGCUAGUAACAUAGUAUUAGUUUUAAGUCUCUGGGAACACUCUGAUAAAAGUUUUCCAGAACACUUUUUGGGUUUAAGCUGUCUACCAAGUUGGCAUUAGAAAGCAACGAAACCACUAACUUCUAUUAAGUAAUUGUUUCUUUAUUUUUGUUUGAUUUUACGGUCAGUUAUUAAUCUUAUUAAUUUGUUUUUAAUCUUUAACAAACCAAAGUGUCAUUGAUUUUUCCAGAACACGGAGGAUAAAUAUUAGACCAGGCAGCUUUUUUUGCACAAAUCUAAAAGAAAAAAAAAAAUGAUGUGUUGCUCAACAUCAGUAAUCAAAUCAUUAAAUAAAAUUAUGAGUAUUAAAUUGAAAUGUACAGACAUGCAAUAAUGACUGUUAAAAAAUAUAUUGAUUCAUCAAAAUUCAAAGAUUCAUCAUAUCACAAGUUUCCUCCAUAACUGGUCUGGCCAGUUGCUAUGUUUUUUACAGUGUAUACCCCAUUUGUUGCAAAAUAUUGUUGAUUUUUUUAUUUUUUUUUCACCAUCUAUCCAGCCACAUAGUGAUUAAAAUUUUUUUUUCCUCCACAUGAUUACAAGCCAGGACACAUGGGUGGAACAAAAAUUUUUGCCUACCACCGAUUGGUCAAAUUCAAUCAUACAGAGUUGUCUGAUUACUUAUGUGCCUGGUAGCAUCAUCCAACAUGCACUAGUUCCAAACACGGAUUUGUUGCUGAGCUGCACUGUUUGGUUGUAAAAUGCCAAAGAGCACCAGACGGCGUACAGUCAGGAAUUGCAUACCUACACGGCCUUCUGUACGGGUGUGGUGUAGCUAGGACAUAGUUGUGCUUAAUUCACUGUCUGUGUCUCAGAGGUGAACAAAAGCUUAUUCUGCAGAACAAAACAUAUUUGGGAGCAUUUCUGCAUUGUCAUGCGAGGAUCCUGUUUGUUUUAUCUCCACCCGUCUACCAGACAGCCUUCCUACCUACACCCAUCCUGCACCAUUGUGUUCUAAAGUGGAUUGGCUCCUUUCCCACUAAAUCAAGCCGGUGCACACUCACAAGCUCUGCCUGCUCAUGUUAAACUUGUAUAUACAAACCCACUCCUGACUGUUUUUUCCUUUUUAGGCCUUUCUUUGUUUCUUACUACUUUAUCCUGAAGCAUGUUCCUUUUUUCUUCAGAGUUGCUAAGGGCAAAGUUGUUUAAAGAAUGCUGUUUCAUACUAGUUUUAUGCUGUCAUACUUGAUGGUGCAGUGUCUUAAAUUUUUCUCUUUGUUUUGGUUAUUGUGCAUUUCAUGGUAAAUGAGUUAGCAUUAAGAGAACCAGGGGAAGAUGGGAAGUUUCUUCAUUCUGUUUGCAUAAAUUUACUCACAGCCAAUCUAAACCUGGCCUUGCAUCCUUUAGUCUCGUGGACUUACGGACAGUCUUACAGAUCAUGUCAGGUCUAAUAAGAGGGGACUUCAGCUUAAGACAUUUCCAUGGAUAAUUUUUUUUCUUUUUAUAUAUUAACAUAUGUUCCCCAUUUAUCUUAAUACAGAUAACAAAAUACAGUAUCAUUAGGCUUGUUUUUUUGUGACAUUUCAAAAUACAUGAGUUUUAAUGUAAUCCUGCGUACUCUGUGGCUGUGCAUGUAUCUUGAAGCAAUCGAUUAAUCAUUAAAAUAAGUACAAGGGUAAAUAAAAAUUAUGCACACUCCAUUUAUAUUAAAACUUGUUGUUUUAUCAGUGCUUUCUGUUUAAGGCUACUGUCUCCCUAGUCACUGCUGUGCAGGUGAACGCUACAUCAGUUCAUUUGCGGUGCGAGCUAAAAUGGAUGUCCCACUUGUAAUUGGCAUAAAAGAAAAGAAGCAGUUAAGGGUGUACGUGGUGCCGUUAUUUAGACUUUGUGCGCAAUAUAGAGAAAAUGUUUGGAUAUCUGCGAACAAAAUUUGGACCAAUUCUCUGAGGAAGGUAAAAGUUUCCUAAAGAGAAUAAUUACUUGAGAGUAAACCACAGAGUAUGGAACGGAAACAUCGUUAAUCGACGACCAACAGUGCUCGUUACAGUGAGAUGCUUAUUUAAGUGCUGAAGCCUAAACUUUUUAUUUAAAACAGAGGACGGCUACCCAGGGGCGUUGUUAUUUUGCAUGACAAUGCACAUCAACAAUGAUGCCACCAUUGAUGACACUCUGUGAAAAUGUAGGUUUGAGGUGUUGAAGCAUCCACCCUGUAGUCCUGAUCUUGCUUUAUCAGACUUUCACCUGUUUGGUCCUCAGAAAAUAUUCACUAAUGAUGAAGAAGCAAAGACAGCUGUAAAUAUGUGGCUCGUGGCUCACCCUAAAAUUAUUUUAUAAAAGUUGUUCACAGAUGGAUGAAAUGUAUUGAAAAGCAAGGAGAUUAUGAGGAAAAAUUAUGUAUUUGCCUUUUCUAAAAAUUUAUUUAAAUAAAUUUUAUAGCUGGAGUGUGGAAAUUUUUGACUUACCCUUGUAUAUUGCACAUGAAUUUUGUAUUACUUGCAUUAUACUCACUUCUUCAUCAGUUUUUCUGGCAUGUAUCAUCUUAUCCUUAGUCUGCACUGUCCUUUUAACAGCCCAGGAAAAGUUAAAGCUUCUGGAGAUUUAGAUUUAAGCUGUAGAUGGGUAUUGAUAAAACAACACAAAAUACAUCUUACUUGAAUGACAUUAUACUGAAAAUGUUUUGAUGUACUGUUUUUUUUUUCAUUAACAUGUGUUUUGAUAUUCUGGAGUAAUUUUAAUUACAUUGCUUUAAUUAUACACCUCCAUGUCAAGGUAUUUCGUUCCUUAUUCAUCUGCAAAAUAUGAGCAAGUUCUAGUGAAAUGUAUUCAGGCGAAGUGAUUAGUAUUUGUCUUAAAUUGCAUUAUGUUGUGGAUUAUGUUGUGGAUUUUUAUAUCAGUCAGUUUGUACUGUAUGUAUGCUAUGGAAAUGUUAAGAGAUUAUGUCAAGUUGUUAUGAAGACAGAUUUAAGUGUCUGAUAUGGAGCACACCUUAUACCACACACCUUAUUGUAGUAAAUAGCAAAAUUUCAUUUUACUUGUUAAAUCUAUAGUCCAAGUCUUGUGUAUGAACUACACCAUCAUGUGCUUGUGCUAUACAAAAGCCAUAACCAAUGAGAUAAUGUACCACUUGUGAUAUGCACUGCUGUUGAUUUGGACGCAAAAAAUGUUCCUGAAGGAAAAAAAAAAAAUGUGUAAUUUGCAUUCAAAGCUGUUAUUAGACAUUCAUUAUGUUUAAAUUAUGUCACUGAAAUAAAUAUGUAAAUUAGGCCACAAUAAAAAUACAAUUUCAACAUA
Messenger RNA from Clarias gariepinus (North African catfish), 4925 nucleotides. RefSeq names its product sphingosine-1-phosphate phosphatase 1a (gene sgpp1a). Gene Ontology annotation, cellular component: endoplasmic reticulum membrane. The coding region runs from base 358 to 1635 and encodes 425 amino acids. Lineage: Eukaryota; Metazoa; Chordata; Actinopteri; Siluriformes; Clariidae. The record is from RefSeq and is a predicted model, not a curated record. Gene Ontology annotation, molecular function: sphingosine-1-phosphate phosphatase activity. Gene Ontology annotation, biological process: sphingosine metabolic process; phospholipid dephosphorylation. The transcript has 3 exons.